Messenger RNA from Xyrichtys novacula (pearly razorfish), 1726 nucleotides. Lineage: Eukaryota; Metazoa; Chordata; Actinopteri; Labriformes; Labridae. The record is from the annotation of a GenBank genome assembly.
GUUUCCUCCGGAGAGAUUUAAAGGUGGUUCCGGAGUCAGAUGUUCGCAGCGGUAAGGCGGCUGUGUUUUCUGUGGGAGAGAAGUGAAGAUAGUUGGAGCCGGUAACAGUGACAAUAAUGCAGUGCGGCUGGCCUCUCUUAGGUCCGCUUCAGUGGACUCGUUACGUCAACAAAAAGGUGAACGUAAAGGCGGGAAAAGAUGAAGAGCACCGAGGCUGGCUGCUGACCGUGGACCCGGUGUCUGCCAGGUACACACACACACACACACACACACACAUUCGGCUCAGUUCGGUUCGGUUAACCGCUGGUUGUCCUUCGUGGUUCUGGACUAAAAUGGACUGAACUGAACCGCUCAGUGGAAAUGCAGCCUAACUUUAGAGAGUGCAGGUGAAGGGGAUGAAUCACCCGGUGGACGGAGUGAGAUUUAAAGCUCCAGGCUGUUUUCUCCUUCUGUCUCCAAAGAUUUAAACACAGGCCGAAAAAAACAAGAACCAGAACCAGAACCAUGCUAAAAAUUUCCCUCUUUAAACCACAACCACUGUACAAAAAAAAAAAAAAAUGAAUACAGCUAGAAAUAAGUGAAUCCAGGUGUUUGAUUGUAUAGAAAUCAAUAAAACCAAGUGUUUGAUAAUCAAGAGAUUAAUUGUGUGUUUAAUUAUUUAAAUAUUAAAUAAUCUGGCCAUUUGAUAAUAAUUUUUUGAUUAAACAUAUAUAGAUGUGACAUGAAUUAGUUGGACUCAUGGUGCAGCUCUGAUCUAAACUGAUGUGGAUCUGAUCUCUGUGUUGCAGUCUGGUCCUGGUGAACUUCAGGGGGGAGAGCGGAGCUUCAGUACAGGUGGUCAUGGGUCACGCUGUGGAGGAGGUGCAGGUCCUGCAGGAGGCAGAUGAAGAGACCAUGCAACGCCUUCAGUCCUCAUUCCUCCCCACAAACACACAUCGGCUGGACCCCAAGGAGCAGGCAGCCAUAAGGGGGCGAGUACGGACCUGGCUGGAGAAGAACCGGGUCCCUGUGGUAGAGGAGGGAGAGGAGCUGAGGGUGGCAGGGGUCCUGACCAUCACAGCCCCUUAUAGACCUGAAGACUGCUGCAGCUCCAACCAGAUCAUCCUUGACCGAAUCCAGAAACUGAUCCAAAACCAACCAUGUCUUGCAGGCACUGAUCCAGAACAAACAGAAUCCUAAAGGAACUGACCAAGAACCAACUGGUUCCUGCAGAAACUGACCCAGAACCAACUGAAAUCUGCAGAAACUGAACCAGAAUCUGGACCAGAUGGUCAAUGCCGGACCAAAAGACUUGGAAUCUACCUAUCUGACUCUUGUGUGGUGUGUUAACCAAUCAUAAUUGGGCAGUAGUUUUGACUGUCAGCUGAUCAGCACUUAUUUUACUUGGCUCUAACCCCCUCUGUUGUCAUUAGCUAGAAUAAAACAGAAUUUUCAAAAUAAAAGUCUGUUUCUCUCAGAGGAAAGAUUCAGAGCCGACUCAGCCUUGGGAUGGGUUUCAAAAACUCUGAUGUUUACACAGACUGUUAUUUUGAAAUGUAAAACUUAAACAGUAAAGAAAUAAGUUGUUUUGACAAGUGUUUUUGUUUGAUCAGUUGAUCAAUCACUGUAAUGUACAGUUGAACUUAUUUAUCAAUCAGCUGACUGUUUCAGUUUGUUUAUUCUGUACACAAGGUCAGUUUAAAUAAAAAUUGCAAAGGAAAUGGGACAGAAUGUCCAAAGUUCUGAA